This is a messenger RNA of Lagenorhynchus albirostris (white-beaked dolphin), 873 nucleotides long. RefSeq names its product leukocyte receptor cluster member 1 (gene LENG1). Bases 6 to 794 code for a protein of 262 amino acids. The record is from RefSeq and is a predicted model, not a curated record. The transcript is spliced from 4 exons. NCBI's taxonomy places the organism in Eukaryota, Metazoa, Chordata, Mammalia, Artiodactyla, Delphinidae.
GCGCCAUGAAUAUCUUACCCAAGAAGAGCUGGCACGUCCGGAACAAGGACAAUGUCGCCCGCGUGCGGCGUGACGAGGCCCAAGCCCGGGAGGAGGAGAAAGAGCGUGAGCGGAGGGUGCUGCUCGCUCAGCAAGAGGCCCGCACAGAAUUCCUACGGAAGAAAGCCAGGCAUCAGAACUCACUACCUGCGGCUGAAGCAGCAGCACCAGGAGCCCCAAGCAGUUCUGGCCCUGUGGAUCUGUUUCGAGAGCUGCUGGAAGAAGGGAAGGGGGUGAGCAGAGGCAAUAAAGAGUACGAGGAAGAGAAGCGACGAGAGAAAGAGAUGCAAGAGAAGGCUCUGGGCAUCCUGACGUACCUGGGCCAGAGUGCAGCGGAAGCCCAGACUCAGCUCCCUUGGUACCAGCUCCCCCCAAGUCGGGGCGGCCCCGCGUCUGGUCCAGGACCAGAUGAGAAGAUCAAGAACCGCCUGGACCCUCUGGGGGAGAUGCAGAAACAUUUGGGGAAGAAGAGAAAGCACAGUGGUGACAAUGGCAGUCACAGCAGAAAGGAAAAGGAGGGACCUGAGAAACGACCCAAAGAACCCCCGUCCCUGGACCAGCUUCGAGCUGAACGUCUCCAGCGGGAAGCGGCCGAGAGGGCUCGGGCACAGGCCCUGCUGGCCCGGAUUGGAGGCACGGCAGCCCAGGAGGAUCAGCCAGAAGAGGUGGACGAUCGGCGGAGGCGGUACAACUCCCAGUUCAACCCCCAGCUGGCCCGGCGCCCCCGCCAGCAGGAACGCCCCCUGGCUCACUGACUCAGGGGGUACAGGAGAGGCCGCUGCUGCCAGCCGUCAUAUAAAACUAUUUAUUCAUAAAUAUUUUCCAAAAUGAAAA